GUUUUCAAUAUUGUGUAUUGUGUACUAUCAUGCAUAAAGGCAUGCUUAUCUCAUUUCAAAAGCUCGAGGGGGUAUAGAUUCUUUGUAUGGUGUAAGUUUCGCAAUUCAUCGUCUACCAAUCGAUAUUCGGUGACAUUCACAUUAAAUUCAUGUUUAUCUACGCUUCAAUAAAACAUUGUUGCUGUUAUUGCCAUCGUUGGUAUGAAGAUUUAUGAUAUAUCAUAAAAUCAUAAAUAAAAAAGGGAAACGAUUCAAGUCCGUCAGUUUUCAUGACCUCAUCAUAUUUGCCGAGACAUCAGAUGCUGCAGAUAAUAUGCAAAUAGCUGCAUGAUUGUAUACUCAAACGCGAUGAUUUUAUCGGCGAGUGGUCUUUGGAUCUGCCCUGCACUUAUCAUCUCGUCUAGCUCGCAUCGUUUGAUUGUUCAGUGAUACCACGUGGAAUAUGUAUUAAGAGGGGUUGUUUUCCUGUAUUUUACUUCCUUGUUUCAAGGGGAAAGAGUAUAGACCCUGCACGAGGAAUCUCUACCAGGCACAUAUUGUUAUUUUGAUGACGUCGUGCUGGUGGAAUCAGCGUCGAUGCGGAACGCGCCAAAACGAACCAGAGUCCUCAUCGUCUGCAAGCACAUGGUGAGCUCAGGCUGCGCAUUCUACGCGUCUACUACACAUGUGAGGAUCUGAGCUUACUACUGAUUUGAAAGAUCGGGUACAAACUCGACAACUACAACUUCUCUCAUCACCAAAAUCAAGUCAUCAAGCCAUCUCUACUCGAGCCUGAUCUGGUCAGCCGAGAACUUUUCAUGAACGAUUGCAUCCAAGCCUAUAAACUGUGAGGCGUAUGAUAAUAGUCCGACGGUAUUAUAGUUUGUGGAUAAUUUGUAAGACCGUCAAAUGAUGCAUCCUUUAUCUAGCGACCAAGUGUUUCUGUUGAAGUCACCCAUCAAGAUGCAGGCACCUCGGAUGGAUUCACAGCUAGCUGCACCUAGUCUAUCAAUGAUGGAUGAGAUCUGGUUCGGUGAGUUUGCCAAGGUGUUCGCUCCUUACCUGCCUAACAUUUGGAAUCUCACACCCACAGAGAUCUGCCCUAGCACAAGAUGGCGUCGAUUCAAAGAUAGUGCCAAGGUCAGAUUCUGCUGCCAGACCUGUGGCCAUGGUUGGACAUCGAUGAAAGGACGAGUGGUCUUCUGGUAUUUCUUCCACGUGCCUUACUGUGAGGGGCAUGUCCAGUUUAAACUCUAUGGUCAACAAUGCCAGCGAUGCAACAACGGAAUGUUCGAGCCGGCCAUGUGGUACCCAGAAGAAGUUAAUAAGGUCCUCUGCAACCUCUACAACAGAAUCGGACAGACUUAUUAUGGUUUUGUGAAGCCCCCCAUCCGAUAUGACCGUAGAGCAGGCAAACCAAGAACCCAGCACAACGCCACACUUUGCCAGGCCUGUAGGGACGGGGAGUGUGACAGUCGACCGAGGGCUCAAGGUCAGCCAACCAAGGUCGUGCAGUAUACCACCACAGGUACUACUACCACUACCACGCAACAACAACUCAACCAGCAACUCCCUCCUCCUCCAGCCACAGUCGUCAACACCAUAGCUGCCCCACCCAUCAGUGUCCGCAAGGUCUUGACGCGGACGUGACGUCACAAUAACACAAGGGCUCGUCUGUGGCGAGGAUGUAUCAACAAGCGAAUGGAUUAGGGUGUUGUGUGUUUUGCGCGGGAUUUGAUGUGAAGAAGGGUGUGGUCCUGGGUGUGGUGGUCUGUUAAAUCGGCUGAUGAUGGUUCCGAAAAUCGCCGAUUAAAAACGACGGGUGUGGCAACAAUUCUCAUCUGUUUUGUAAAAAUAUUAGAGAUCGAGAGAGUUUGUAGUUUAUUUUUUGUGUGAAGCAUGAUUCAAUGCAACAUCUCAUAUUCAUGUGCCACCAUUUUUUUCGGAUCGACCUUUAAGGGUCUGUUAUUUAUAAGGCGAAUAAAUUUUCAAGCACUGGUUUGAAUAUAUGUAAAUUUGGUAGUAAUUGAUAGUCUAUGAUAAUAUUUUGUAAAUAGUUUUGUAGAAAUUUUUACUGUAUUACCUCUAGCUUGUAAAUGCGCAUUCUUCAAUGCCAAAUCUAAAUUAUGAUAAAAGCAACAUUUCUGUGUAAAUAAAGGGGCAAAUAUCUGUCGUUAUAACGAACUUUUCAACGAUACAACGAAGUGCCUUUUAUGGUUUACAGAAUGUUAGGUGAAAACCACACGAGGAGCUGUACAUUUUAAAGGAACUUUGACAAACUCCAGAAUAACAUUAUUCAUUUUAAUGAGAGGUGACCUUACAGAUGAAUUAAUAUUACAUUAAUAUUUCAUAAUCCAUCUCAUCCACCAGGAUAAACAAUGCUUCUCAUAAAAACCACCGUGGUGUUUGUAAUUUCGUGUUGAUUAUUAAACACAUCUUUGGUAAGCUACAGAAGACCCAGAAGCCAAACCUCUACAGGUUGUGUACUCUCACAUCUUGCUUUAUAGAGAAGGUUGAGUUCUGGGAAGAGGUGAACAAAUAAUUUGUGAGCGUUACUAUUGUUUUUAUGCAAGUGUGUAUGAACAUCAGAUUAAAAAAAGUUCCCUGAAAGGCAUGGCUAUUCAAAUGCCUUACUAUUCUAAAUAUGGCAUGUAACAGCAUAAAAAUCGGGAAGAAUUUUUUUGCCACUUGUUCGUGUAGUCUCAUAUACAUAUUUCUGUGUACAGUGCUUGUAACUUUACCAAGACUGGAUCAGAUUUCUUAUCAUUUUGAUGAUUCCAGAACCUUACACACCAUUAUUAUUAUAUGCUACAUGAUCAACCUUUUCUGAUCGAUUCCACACCGUUUCUUUCAUAAUGCAAUCGCAUGACCAGAACUCAACUUUAUCUUUAACAUUUCUAACGAUACACAUUCUGCUGACUGACUAAAAAAAAAAAGAGUUAACUAUGAGUCUAUAAGACACAUACACAACUAGAGCAUUCAAAAAUAAAAUGGGGAUAUUAGAACCAUUCACAUUUUCUUAAACUCUAUGUCACUUUUGGUUGUAUAUUUAAUAGCACGAUUCUGCAAAUGUUUAUAAACUUGUCACUUCAAAACCUUUUUUCAAAGCGCAUUAAUCGAACUGUCAUAAAGUUAUACUGAUGAUAUAAGCUUGAUGUAUAUUGUAGUUGUAAUAAAAUAAUUUGUAGGAAUAUAUAUAUUUGUAUAGAUAUGUGCACCUUGAUUAUAACAAUUACAUCAGAUUGGAUGUUACAAUCAUUGGACAACGUGUUAAAGGGCAAAGGUUACUGGAAUAACGAUUUCAUUGAUUAGAACCCCAACCAACCCCUGGUGAUUUAAAUCUAAAACAAAAUACACAAAUCGCUAUCUUUAUUUCUUUUCUCUUUUACUUUUUUACAACCUACUGAGCAAUUUUUGUAAAUGACUGGUAAAAAAUGACACAUUUCAGUUGUGGGCCGGCAGUAACUUAUAAGUUCCAUGAAAUGGGACUGUCUUGUAUAAUUAUGUUCCAUAUACUUCGUAUCCCCUUGGUAGAACGGUGCCUUAUACAUGUAUACUUAUUUGGACGCUUGGGGCUACCUUUCAUAUACUUCUGACGUUGCUUAAUGGAAAUAAUCUGGAUAUGUAAGCAGGCCCAUAAUUACGUGCAAUAAGCCAUUCAAACUAGACCCAAUAUACAUCGUUUCUAACUUAUACUGGAAAGUAAAUGUGUUAUCAUACUUUAA
Molecule: messenger RNA, 3704 nt
Organism: Strongylocentrotus purpuratus (purple sea urchin)
Lineage: Eukaryota; Metazoa; Echinodermata; Echinoidea; Camarodonta; Strongylocentrotidae
Product: receptor-transporting protein 3
Exons: 5
Coding region: 889-1629 (246 amino acids)
Biological process (GO): protein insertion into membrane; protein targeting to membrane
Molecular function (GO): olfactory receptor binding
Source: RefSeq, a predicted model, not a curated record